UAAUAGCGAAGAGUCUGUAAUAACGGGGUAUGAGAGAUAAAAUAAAGUUUCCAACGUGGCCUCACAAACGGGAAAAAGAUCAGGCCGCAAGCAGGAAAUUCUCAUGUUCACACCCAAUUGAAGAAUGGUUUCUUUAUUUUCUUUUUUCAUAAUGUCGCUUUAUAGUAUGUUUGUCAGGAUUUUGGAUGAAGUAUUAAGUGUCUGUUAUAGCGAGAGAAAGAACAAGAGAAAUGUCGUGCUGUGGGGCUUGAAAGUGUCUACAUUUCGAUAAAAGGAAGAGUCCGUUUUAAAGGGAAUUUAUUUCGUUUCUUCAUGCUUUUCCCUAGGGGCUGGCUCUUGUUUGCGGUGGCGAGGUGUCUGUAAUAGUGAGGGGUACGCAGGGCGAGAGUCAACUGUAGAUUAAUCCAAAUUUGGCAUUGUUUCAUUCUCUACUUUAGCUAAAGAUGGUAUUGAGUCGGCAUGUGGUAAAAAUACAUAAUGAUUGUUUUCAACGAUGAUCAUGGAGUUACAAUAAAGAUCUAACACUGUUUUACUUCAACAUGACUAUAAUUUGCUGUUUGCACAAGUAUAUCUGUUGUUAUCUUUUCUGUGUAAAGUCAGACACUGAAUUUUGAAAAGCUCUGUAUACCUUUGCUCUCAGGUUCUUCAUCUCUCCCCGUCGCUGAUCUUAAGGAAAAGCUAGAUCAAGUAUUUGAGGAAAUUCGGAUGCUGAGAAUGGAAGGUAAUUUUUCUGUCCUUAAAUUUUCAACCAUUGAUCUUGAGAAAAAACUAGCUGAACUAGGCAUGGAGCUUCACAGGCUCAGAAUGGAAGGUACUUUGCCUCCCCCUGAACUCUUUACUUCUGAUCUUGAAGAUGAACUAGAACAACUUCGACGACUUAUUUGGAUACUUGAAGAUAGAAAAAGAGAGAAAGGUAGUUCACGUUCCCUUUUUUCCACCUUUCAUACAGUACAUACACUACGCAAGGAACUUGAGAAAGUCAAGAUGGAAGCAUUAGAGAACGCCAUGUAUCCGACCAUUAGAUCAGGACUGGCGAAGUUUGAUGUCAGUUUACCCGAGGAACUCCAGAGCUAUGUCAGCUACUUAUUAAAUGAGUCAGCCAAACUUGUUUUACGCAAGCAAGUACCCCAAUCACCUCGUGCCUUGGAGGAAUUACGAGAAGCAAUGGAUCAAGACGAAUUGAAAACAUUCCUUGCUAUUCACAUCAGAGAAGUUGCAUGGCAAGUGGUGCUGCUGUUUACGGAUGAGCUCCCCCGCGUAGAACUACCAUGGGAAUGCCACGAGGACGAGGACGAGGACGAGGAGGUGUUUAGUGAAGUGAUAUACAGUUCGAAGUCAGGCAUAUUGAAUGCGUGGCCAACAGAGUACGACCCUGCUUUGGUAACACUGUGUAACGCGAUCACCAACAGGGACUGGAAAGUAGCCAGAUUAAUCCUCUGUUGGAGUCAGAUAUCUGAUGCAGGUUUGAAGAACUUGAGUGCAGCGCUUACUCAGAGUGAACUUUACAGCUUGACACUGUAUGGCAUUGAUUUACAAAGUCAAGGAUUAGAACACCUGUGUACCGCGCUAACCAGCGUUAACUGCAGAUUAACAAACUUAAACGUCGGUUGCAAUAGGUUAGCAGACGUAGGAAUAAUGCACUUGUGUAACGCGCUAACCAGCGUUAACUGCACGUUAACCAGCUUAAACGUCAGUGAAAAUAGGUUAGGAGACGUAGGAAUAAUGCACUUGUGUAACGCGCUAACCAGCGUUAACUGUACAUUAACCAGCUUAAACGUCAGUAAAAAUGGGUUAGGAGACGUAGGAAUAAUGCACUUGUGUAACGCGCUAGCCAGUGUUAACUGCAGAUUAACAGGCUUACUCGUCAGUUACAAUGAGUUGGGAGAGAAUGGAUUGAAAUACUUGUGUGAUGCACUGACCAGCAGUAAUUGUACUUUAACCAAGUUAAAAGUCCGUUCUAAUGGAUUAGGAGAUGCAGGAAUAAAAGAAUUGUCUGAAGUUUUAACCAACGGGUUCUGUACCUUAACAAGUUUAGACAUAAGUUACAAUGAAUUUGGAGAUGAAGGAAUCAAGCACCUGUGUAAGGCCUUGACUGAUACCAAAUGCAAACUACAGAGCUUAAACCUUCAGGGAAAUCGGUAUGGGACAGAUGGAAAAAAAUAUUUGUUUCAAAUGUUAACUGGUACUGACUGGGAAGUUAAAGGAGCUCUACGACUUUUCCGUUCAACUAAAAAGUAGACCAAGGAACAUGUCAGUGGCACAAAGCUCUGACAGGUUCCUCCUGUUACGUUUCGCUUGUCAUGAAAUAAAUUCCAUUUUUAUGAAUGACAAUUUAAAGAUUAUUGUUCAAGGUGAUUAAUUAGAUAACUGACCUUGUAGUCACUAUCACUUGUUGAACGGAGUAUUAAAAAUGACCAGCAGUGAGGCAGUCGAAACAUCGCGAUCAAGAAUUGAGAAAUGACUCAGUAUCAUGACACAAAUGAUUAUUUAACGUUCAUUAUUCGAUAGACGAAUUUCUCUGUGUUAAAAAAUAGGCUAUAAAUGCAACUGCAAUUUCGUAUAACGGGUCUGUUGGCAAUAAUGUUGUUACUUUUGUAACAAAAAGUUUUAAACUACAGACAAUAGGUUAUACUGGUGAUUUAGCUGUAAUGAGAUGCCAAAAAUAUUGAAAUAAGAGAGAUGAUAAGUUUUGAGCUCGGUAAAGAAAUAGAGAAAGAUAUUUUCUUCGUCUUGUCACGAACGAGGGACACAGGAAAAAUUCUGAGUCCCCAUGUCAUAUGAACUUCAUAAUAGACCUCACUUACCUCGGAGUCUCUGUGGCUCAGAGGUAGAGUAUCAGACCGCGGAAUCCAAAGGUCUGAGGUUCCAUUCCUCAUGGGAACUUUUUCUUGUCUCGUAACAAGACGAAAAAAAACAUCUUUCUCAAUAUUGAAUUAUUUUUUUAUAACUUAUGUAAUGAAUAUCGUUGUCUUCUAAGAGAAAACUUUUAAAAGGUCUGUAUGAACUAGUGACUUAUAAAUAAAGUAACAACAUAUUUUCCAAUUUUUAGUGGCUUUCAAUUUUUAGUUGGUGGAUUCCAAGAGUGUAAUGUUUAAGCUUAAACGAAAUAUACUUGGACAAAAAGGAAUAUUUUGUUCUGCCUUGUUCGUUUUCGAAGCCAAAUGUAGGCGUUGUACAACCAAUUGUACACUCGUUCAAAUGAGUUUAUUUGGACUUUACAUAAGUCAUUUACGCAAAGCUGUACUCUAACUCGGAAUUUUUUUUCAUCUGAGCUAAUGAUUUUAUGAAGAGCAGAGUUAUGUAUUACUCUAAAAUUACACAUUAAUGCUAGGAAAUUGUUUUACGGGUUACGUAGUCCUUAUAAUGUAUAAUCUCUUUUUCAGUUUACUGUAAUAGUUCAGAAUGUAAUCUAAUAGAUAGUGUGUAAGUUAUUGUUCCAAAAUUCUCAACUCUCUGUAGAAAUCAUAUUUUACAUAUAUAUUAUAUAUUUUUUAAAGGACCACACUAAACUGCGAACUUUUUUAA
Pocillopora verrucosa is the source of this 3525-nucleotide messenger RNA. The record is from RefSeq and is a predicted model, not a curated record. Lineage: Eukaryota; Metazoa; Cnidaria; Anthozoa; Scleractinia; Pocilloporidae.